Molecule: messenger RNA, 6163 nt
Organism: Oreochromis niloticus (Nile tilapia)
Lineage: Eukaryota; Metazoa; Chordata; Actinopteri; Cichliformes; Cichlidae
Product: collagen alpha-5(IV) chain
Exons: 52
Coding region: 175-5139 (1654 amino acids)
Biological process (GO): extracellular matrix organization
Cellular component (GO): collagen trimer
Molecular function (GO): extracellular matrix structural constituent conferring tensile strength
Source: RefSeq, a predicted model, not a curated record
GAUGGGAAAACCUUGAUUGAGGACUGCCGUCACGUAACAUCACCCAAAGCACUGCGGUAGAUGAGUGAAAUUUGAAAGCCGGUGACAGAGGAGAGCACUCAAGAAGACAACUAUCCCCCCUGGAGUUCCUGCGGUUAUUCCUGAACUACUGAUGUAAAUGCAGAAAGAAAAGCCAUGGGAACUCCAACACUCAUAAUUCCUAUAAUCCUGUUUGCUACAAUGCUGGUGAUGACUGAUGGAAAAAAGUGUGUGUGCAACAGAAGAUCAAGGUGCCGCUGUGAUGGAGUGAAAGGCAGCAGGGGAGACAAAGGAUUUCCAGGAAAUCCAGGUUCCCCUGGGCUAACAGGACGUCCUGGACCAGAUGGUCCCACUGGGCCGAUGGGACUAAAGGGAAACACUGGGCAUGAUGGACCAGCAGGACCAAAAGGCGAUCCGGGACUCGAAGGCAAAGAGGGGUUUGCUGGGAGUCAUGGCUUACCAGGUGUCCCAGGCUUACAGGGGCCUUCGGGCCCCCCGGGAGCCCCAGGCUGCAAUGGAACAGACAAGGGGGAAGACGGACCUCCCGGUAUACAUGGGACCUCCGGUCCUGAUGGACUGCCAGGUCCACCGGGUCGGCCUGGAUCUAAGGGUGAAUCUUGGAUACCAGGCAGUUCACAACCAGGGCCCCGUGGACCACCUGGGAGGGAUGGACAGCCGGGAGUUCCAGGUUUACCUGGAUACAAUGGAAAACCUGGUGAACCUGGACCAAGGGGAUCUGUUGGCUGUCCUGGACGUCGAGGGCCUCCAGGACCAAAGGGUCAGGAAGGCAUUAGUGUUUCCCCAGGACCUCAAGGACCUAAGGGGAGACAAGGCCCAUCAGGUCCACCUGGACCAAAAGCUCAGAUCAAGGAGCUUGUCUCAGGGGGUCUCGUGUUAAAGGGGAUAAAAGGAGACAAGGGAGAUACAGGAGAAAAGGGCUGCAAAGGUUCAACGGGAGAACCUGGUUAUGGACAAUAUAGUAAAGGCGCAAAAGGAGACAGAGGAUUACCAGGUCCAGAGGGAAAGCCGGGCAAGGAUGGUGAUCCUGGACCACGUGGAUUUCUGGGAAGGCCUGGCCCCAGAGGGGAUCCAGGAUAUCCAGGAGUGCCAGGAGUGCCGGGUGAAAAGGGAAAUAGGGGUCCGCCUGGCCCAAGUGGAGAUACUGAGCCAAUCAAAGGAUACAUGGGAGAUCCAGGUCCUCAGGGGCCCCCUGGACUUCCUGGGCCUCGGGGUAUUCUGGGCUUUCCUGGACCACGAGGACCUCCAGGAUUAGGUAUUGAUCUGCCUGGCCUACGUGGUCCCAAGGGCUUUCCAGGCCUAAAAGGUGAUUCUGGGGAGCCUGGGGCUGAUUAUAUCAGACCUCCGGGUCCAGAUGGAGAGCCUGGUGACCAAGGACCUCCUGGAGAUCAGGGCCCACCUGGAAUCCCUGAAGACAGAACUAACAGAGUUACCAAGGGUCGGCCAGGAAUUAAAGGAGUGAAUGGAUCGCCUGGACCCAUGGGAUACGAUGGGGUGUUUGGAAUGAAAGGACAAAAGGGGGAUCCCUGUUAUGAGUGUACUGGAUCAGGAUUCCCAGGACCACCAGGUCCCCGGGGUGAAACUGGCCCUCCUGGCUUCAAUCAGCCUCAAGGUGAUAAAGGUGAUCCCGGUUUCCCAGGACCUAAAGGCUUACCAGGAAGACCUGGUCCAAUUGGUGAAGCAGGUUUUCCAGGUCGAAAAGGAGAGAAGGGAGAGUCAUAUUCCUUUGGUGUUCCUGGGCCAAAGGGAGAAAAAGGGGACCAGGGACAGCUUGGGAGGCCUGGGGAUCCGGGUUCACCUGGGCUUCUAGGAUCGCCAGGUCACAAAGGCAAUCCAGGACCUCCAGGGGAUCCGUAUCUCUUCUCUGGUGAAACGGGAGACCGUGGAGUCCAAGGCCCACCAGGCCCUUUAGGCAGACCAGGACCAGACGGCUACUCUGGGCCAGUGGGUUAUGGACCUGCUGGGCCUCCAGGAAUGAAAGGAGAUAAUGGGGUACCUGGUUUUCCAGGGCUGCCAGGAAUUCCAGGAGAAAAGGGGGAACCUGGAGUCAUAUACAGUAAAGGACUUCCUGGCCCACCUGGAUUGAAAGGUUGGCCAGGUUCACCUGGAAGCCCAGGUCAUCCAGGGGCUCCAGGUCUUCUAGGACUACCAGGUAUACCAGGCCAGAAAGGAGAACGUGGCCCUUUGUCAUUUCCUGGAAUGCCAGGGAAACAAGGACAGAAAGGUGACAAGGGCCAACCAGGUGUCCCAGGCCCUCCAGGUAGAGGUUCCCCAGGUCAACCAGGCCAAGAAGGCCCUCCUGGUCCUCCGGGACCAAAGGGUGAUAGCAACCCUGGGCCUCCAGGCUUUCCAGGGCUUCCAGGUGAAGAUGGAGAUCCAGGGCCUACAGGUGAUCCUGGGAAUCCUGGCUUACCUGGAUAUCCAGGGCUAACUGGCAGUCCUGGUUUUCCAGGAGAAAAGGGAGUAAAGGGUUCUGAAGGGCUUCCAGGGCUACCUGGUAGCAAAGAAUCAUGUAAAGGCUUGCCUGGGCCAAGUGGAGAACCAGGACCAAGUGGUUAUGAAGGACCUCAAGGACCUAAUGGCUUUCCUGGUGAGAAGGGAAAUCAAGGUUUGCCUGGGUUUAGUAUUCCUGGCCCUGCUGGUGAACCUGGGUUUCCUGGGCCAUCAAGAACAGGUUCACAAGGACAUCAUGGACAAAAAGGAAUCAAAGGACAAAAUGGCCUACCUGGUCAACCAGGACCCAGAGGAGACCCUGGACCAGAUGGAUUGCCAUCAGGAUAUGGACCAGAUGGGUUGCCUGGAAUUGCAGGUCCACCAGGUCAAAGAGGUGACCCUGGCCCAGAUGGGCCUAGAGGUCCUCCAGGCCCCCCAGGUAUGAAUGGAGACCAAGGUCCCAAAGGUGCCCCAGGAGCUCCACCACAAAAUUGUCCUGUGAACUCAGGGGACCCUGGUCCACCAGGUAACCCUGGUCUGGCUGGUCCAAGUGGAGAUCCUGGCAGAAAUGGAUCAAAAGGGUGGAGAGGAAAAGUGGGAGCACCGGGGGAUCCUGGACCAAGAGGCUCACCAGGUGAUCCAGGGUUGGAUGGAUUAUUAACAUCACCAGGGUUUAAAGGACAUCCCGGAGCUCCAGGAGAUGCAGGGCUGAGGGGGACUCCAGGGCCAAAGGGAAUAAAAGGAGAUCGAGGAAUACCGGGAAAACCAGGGCGAGAUGGUGAUCAGGGUAAAACUGGUUGCAAAGGAGCUACUGGGGAACCAAAGUACAAUGGAGAUGGACCACCUGGACCAGCAGGCCAAAAGGGUGAACCAGGAUUGACUAAUACUAAUUUGAUGAAGGGUCAGAAAGGACAACCUGGAAUUGCAGGAACAGAGGGUUUACCAGGAAUUUUUGGACUCAAGGGAGACCCAGGACCUACUGGACUAAAUGGUCCCUCAGGGUCUCAAGGGCCAGAAGGGUCAGAUGGCCCUCCAGGUUGCAAAGGGCAACGCGGACCUAAUGGACCACAAGGUAAUGUGGGUCCAACAGGAAAUAGAGGAUUUCCAGGUCCGAAAGGCAGCCAGGGCUUGGAUGGGUUUCCUGGCCCAGCCGGGCAGAAAGGGGAGACUAUCUUGAUAGAAGGGAGUCCUGGGAAGCGUGGUGACCCUGGUCAGCCAGGUCCUCCUGGAAAUCCUGGCCUCCCUGGGUUGUCUGUUACAGGGAUUCCUGGACUAACAGGAGACAAAGGAAUUCCAGGUCCACAUGGCAUCCCUGGCCCAAGAGGGUCACCUGGAAGAGAUGGGGCAUGUCUUCCUGGGUAUAGAGGAGACCCUGGCGAACCUGGAUAUCCUGGGAGGAAAGGCUACUCUGGCCCACCUGGUCCUCCAGGUACAGCAGGGCCUGGGUUAAAAGGAGACAGAGGGGACCCAGGUCUUCCAGGAAGCCAGGGUAAUCCAGGGGAACCAGGAGAUCCAGGCCCACAAGGACCACCUGGUGCAAUAGGCAGACCUGGAGUCCCAGGGCUAAGAGGUGACCCAGGUCUUCCAGGAUUCCCAGGACCUGCUGGUAAAAUUGGAGAGCCUGGGUACAUCCCUGGCCCUCCUGGUCAGCCAGGGGCCCAAGGUAUUCCUGGACCACCAGGGCGUAAAGGUGAGGCAACAGUUAGAACAGUGAUACUUGAACCAGGAGCUCAAGGCCCUCCUGGUCCCCCUGGCACACCGGGACCUCCAGGAAGAACUGGUCCACCAGGACCACCAGGCCUACCAGGCCAGCGUGGUAUCAAAGGAAUGCAGGGUUUCAGCCCACCUGGUCUGCCUGGAUUUACAGGCCACAAAGGAGAUAAAGGAAGAGCAGGGCUGCCAGGUCCCGAUGGCAGACCUGGAACUCCAGGUCAUAAGGGUCCUGCAGGUUUGCCCGGCAGAACCGGUCCGACUUAUGCCGACAGUUUCCUGAUAGUCAGGCACAGUCAGAGCAUCCACCCCCCCAAAUGUCCUCACGGCACUUGCUUCAUCUACAGUGGUUACUCUUUCCUCUUCAUCAAUGGAUAUAAAAGAGCUCAUGGGCAGGACCUUGGCACCACGGGGAGCUGUCUGCCUCAUUUCUCUACAAUGCCUUUUCUGUUCUGUGACACUGAAAAUACCUGCCGCUAUGCUUCUCGUAAUGACUAUUCAUACUGGUUGUCCACUGACACUCCCAUGCCUAUGAACAUGGUUUCCAUAUCAGGAGAAAUGCUGAAAUCCUACAUUAGCAGGUGCUCAGUGUGCGAAACCACCUCCAAUGUCAUAGCCAUCCACAGUCAGAGGACUCUCAUACCAGAAUGUCCUAGAGGUUGGGAAUCACUGUGGACUGGGUACUCUUUCAUCAUGCAAACAGGUGCUGGAGCAGAGGGAUCCACGCAGCCCCUGAUUUCUCCUGGCUCAUGUCUGGAAAAUUUCCGCCAAGUGCCCUUUAUAGAGUGUCACGGCAGGGGGACGUGUAACUACUAUCCUGAUUCCUAUAGCUACUGGCUGGCCUCCCUCGACCCCAACAACAUGUUCGGUAAACCCAUACCUCAGACAGUGAAGGGACCUUUCCUAGAAAGCAUCAUCAGCCGCUGCCGAGUCUGCAGAAAACCCAGGGCAUCAAGGUGAAGAGAUAAACAGUCUGUUUCUCACUUCAUUAUGUUCAUAUUGGGCUUAUAAGCAGAGGCUAAACUAAGAUUUGUCUGGUGGAGGGCCCUAUGAUUUGUCAAAGAAUUACUUUGCAGUAAGUUGUAUAAUCAUUUGUAUUUUUAGUGCUCAUUGUCUGUGAUCAGUCAAGCCUGAAAUCUGAGGUUUACUGAGCUGUCAUUGUUGUUUCCCAACCUGUAGAUAAUAUAAAUCUGGUAUAAUAGGUGAAGCAUCCUCAGCUUCAAUUAAAUAUACACUUGAUAUAACUUAGAAGUGACCCUGGACACCACAGCCUGCUGUGCACCAGCCUAAUAUAGUCCUUUAAUGUCAACCGUACCACAGUUCUGCAGAUUAACCAGUUUAAUCUGCACUACACUACAAUAAAACUGCCUAGGACUGUCAUACAACACACAAAUGUAAAAGAGUACAUAACAUGUUUAAAUUAAAUUAAUUAAAGUUCUUACCUUUGAAAAUAAUCUUACUCUCCCGUCUGGUUUUUGCUACGUCUAUUUCUGUGCGAAGUUAUCACGUUAAGGCUUUUUUUGUCCUGGAAAAUACACCAACUUUACAUUCAGCUACCAAACAGAUUCAGAUUUACACUGCACAGAAAUGGUUUGUUUGUUUUCCUGAUAUUUGUUGAGCUGUUUGAAAAAUUGACUCUGAUUGGCUGAUAUCUUCUGAUUUAAAAAACCACAUGACAAAGUGCCCAAACCAAAACUUAGCCGGCGUGACAAGGAAAAAACAAUAUGUUCAGGAUGUUGUGACUUAUAUUUCUGAAUUUUUGUGUCUCUCUAGAAGCAAUAACUGGCUGCACCACAUCGAAAUUUUACUGACUUUGUAUUAUUUUGUGAUUUCAUUAUUGAAGGUACGUUUAGCAAAUGUAUACAUGUCAUCUUGCACUGUGGUAGGGUACCACAAAUGGAUUAUUCUAGUGACACAAUGCAGCGCUGUAAAAACUAAUAAAAAGACUAAUAAAUGUGGUAUUACUUACAGUAGUAAAAACAUA